Molecule: messenger RNA, 506 nt
Organism: Antrostomus carolinensis (chuck-will's-widow)
Lineage: Eukaryota; Metazoa; Chordata; Aves; Caprimulgiformes; Caprimulgidae
Gene: RBMX2
Product: RNA binding motif protein X-linked 2
Exons: 2
Source: RefSeq, a predicted model, not a curated record
AUCAAAGGAAGGACGAUUCGAGUGGACCAUGUGGCCAACUAUCGGCCCCCCAAAGACUCUGAUGACAUAGAUGAUGUCACAAAAGCUCUCCAUGCCAAGGGUUGCGGAGUUAAAACCCCACCUCAUACGUCAUCCGAUUCCCUGUCAGAAGAUGAUGAUGGUGUGCCUGUGAAAAAGCAAAAAGCUUCUCUUUCAGCUAAGGACAGACAGGAGAGGCAAAAGCAGAGCUCGCAGGCUGGGAAGAGGGCGGCACCCCCAGAAGAGGGGCACCCCAGAGUCAAGAUUAAGAAGGAGAAGGAGGACCCGGCCUACGAGCGUUACGCCGGCGGGAGCCAGCAGCCCGGGAAGGGCUCCGAGAGGAAACCUGCCAGCAGGAGCCAGCGGGAAGAGGGAGAGAGGCAGCACCAGAGGCUUGUGGAGAGACGAGGGGAGAAGAGCUGCCAGGAGCAGAGGGGACACGGGGGUUUGUGGGAUGAGAGGAGAGAGGAGGCUGGCAGGAGGGGCCG